Aspergillus saccharolyticus JOP 1030-1 is the source of this 660-nucleotide messenger RNA. RefSeq names its product glutathione S-transferase family protein. The record is from RefSeq and is a predicted model, not a curated record. Lineage: Eukaryota; Fungi; Ascomycota; Eurotiomycetes; Eurotiales; Aspergillaceae. The transcript has a single exon. The coding region runs from base 7 to 660 and encodes 217 amino acids.
UUCAAAAUGCCGUCUCUGCAACCCAUCAAACUCUACACCCAUGGAAAUGCCCCAAAUCCACUCAAAGUUGCUAUUCUUCUAAGAGAGCUCGAUAUUCCUUACGAAACCAAAAGUGUUCCUUUCGAGGAACUGAAGAAAGAACCCUAUGAGUCUAUCAACCCAAAUGGCCGUCUCCCCGCAAUUCAAGACCCAAACACCAAUCUAACGGUUUGGGAGUCUGGUGCUAUUCUAGAGUACCUACUUGAGAAAUAUGAUCACGUUGCUUCCCUCACCUUUGCCCGCGACUCAGCCGAAUAUUUUGAAGCCAAGCAAUGGCUCUUUUUCCAAGUUUCGGGCCAAGGCCCUUACUUUGGCCAAGCGGUCUGGUUCACCUUGUUUCACCCUGAGCAAAUCCAAAGUGCAAAGGACCGAUAUGUGAACGAGAUUCGUCGUGUGACGGGAGUCUUGAACAAGGCAUUGCAAAACAAGAAAUACCUUGUUGGCGACAAAUACAGUUACGCCGAUCUCGCAUUUUUACCUUCGUAUGAGAUUGUGCCAAAAAUGUUUAAGGAGGAAGUCAAAUUAGAGGAGGAUUUCCCUGAGGUGGCACAGUGGCUUGACAGGAUCAAGGAAAGGAAGGCUGUCCGAGAAGCGAUGGAGGAGUUUGCAUCUGCUACUUGA